AUAAGCCAUCAUUCCCAAAAUUCCUACCCCUACCCCUACCCCUACCCCUACCCCUAACCCGACUGAGAGAAAAAGAGAUAAGAGGAAACCGAGAGAGACUUGGGUGUCUCAAAUCUCAAAAGUAUGGAGAGAAAGAAGGAUAGCUCCAAAUUGAACAUCGCCAUCUUUCAUCCCGAUCUUGGUAUAGGUGGUGCUGAAAGAUUAAUAGUUGAUGCGGCUGUUGAACUUGCAUCCCAUGGCCACAAUGUUCAUAUUUUUACUGCUCACCAUGAUAAAGAUCGCUGUUUUGAGGAAACGCUUGCUGGUACCUUUUCAGUUACAGUAUAUGGUGCCUUCCUUCCCCGACAUAUUUUCUACCGUUUUCAUGCUUUAUGUGCAUAUCUGCAGUGCAUUUUUGUUGCUCUUUGUGUGCUGUUCAUGUGGCCUUCAUUUGAUGUUAUACUAGCAGAUCAGGUCUCUGUUGUCAUUCCAUUAUUGAAACUUAAAAAGCCAAUGAAGGUUGUAUUCUAUUGUCAUUUUCCAGAUCUGUUGCUGGCUCAACACACUACUGUUCUCAGGAGGAUAUAUAGGAAACCAAUUGACUUCAUAGAAGAAAUAACCACUGGAAUGGCAGAUAUGAUACUUGUUAACAGCAGAUUUACUGCAUCUACCUUCGCAAAUACAUUCAAGCAUCUUCAUACUCGGGGACUUCGACCAGCUGUUCUUUAUCCAGCUGUUAAUGUGGAUCAGUUUGAUGAACCCCAUUCAAAUAAGUUGAAUUUUCUGUCCAUCAACCGAUUUGAAAGAAAAAAGAAUAUAGAUCUAGCAAUUUCAGCCUUUGCUAUGCUUCACAACCUUGAAGGAGAUGUCCUCCAAAAUAGUAACCUGGAUGAUGCUUCAUUGACCAUUGCAGGUGGAUAUGAUAAACGCCUGAGAGAGAAUGUUGAAUACCUGGAGGAGCUUAAAAGCUUAGCAGAAAGGGAAGGAGUGUCUCAUCGGGUUAACUUCAUUACAUCAUGCUCAACAGAUGAAAGAAACGCACUUCUCUCCCAAUGUCUGUGUGUACUUUAUACACCAAAGGAUGAACAUUUUGGGAUUGUUCCAUUGGAGUCCAUGGCAGCUCAUAAACCUGUUAUUGCAUGCAAUAGUGGUGGCCCUGUAGAGACAAUUAAGGAUGGGGAAACAGGAUUUCUUUGUGAUCCUACUCCACAAAAGUUCUCUUUGGCUAUGGCUAAACUUAUUCAGGACCCUACAAUGGCUAAGAGAAUGGGUGAAGAGGCCCGGCGACAUGUUACUGAGUCAUUUUCCACAAAGAUAUUUGGCCAGCGACUAAAUCAAUAUAUUCUUGACAUUGCUCAGCCUAAGAGAGACUAAGAAUAGUGAACAUGGCAUUAAGAAGAUGACAAAGAAGAUAAUAAUAUCUAUAUGCAUAGCUCUUGAUCUUUUUGGUAACAUAGGACAGUGUUGUCCCAUAAUGAAUUCAUGAAUAGUGAAUCAUCUGUGUAGUUAGAGAGGAACAUUUCAUUAUACUCCAUGCAUUUGAAUUUCAGUUGCUCAGUUGGAAGUUCACUAAGAGCUAACAGGAUUUUGGUGUAUUUGAUUACAUUCCGGU
Messenger RNA from Quercus lobata, 1591 nucleotides. RefSeq names its product UDP-Glycosyltransferase superfamily protein. The record is from RefSeq and is a predicted model, not a curated record. Gene Ontology annotation, molecular function: GDP-Man:Man(1)GlcNAc(2)-PP-Dol alpha-1,3-mannosyltransferase activity. Bases 124 to 1353 code for a protein of 409 amino acids. The transcript has 8 exons. Gene Ontology annotation, biological process: dolichol-linked oligosaccharide biosynthetic process. NCBI's taxonomy places the organism in Eukaryota, Viridiplantae, Streptophyta, Magnoliopsida, Fagales, Fagaceae. Gene Ontology annotation, cellular component: endomembrane system.